AUGAAUUAUAUCAAGCUCCAACUCUCACUAGUCGAGUACUUUGAAUCCCUCUUUCCUCCCAACGAGAAACAGUUGGACUACUUUUUAAAACGAGCGCUGAAAGGAGGAUCGCUUACUAUCACGAAGAAAAUACACUCUCAAGUGAAGAACAAGCACACUAUUAGUUCCUUUAAAGCACUUCUUUUAUAUCAUCAUUUGUCGAAAAAUGGCGUCACAUCAAUAUACGGCCAAAUCCCUUUAUUGGUCUACUCUAAAGGUAUCGAACCAUUCCAACCAGACUAUUCUAAAUUGAUGACAUGGGGAGAAAUGUACUCUAAUGUGGUGGAUAAGGACUUACAGUUUCAUAAGAAGUACAAUUGCUUUGAUGGAAGGUUUCAAUUUGUCACUGGGACGACAUUCCCAGACCAUUUGAAUAACAGAGAAAUGUUAAAUCUACUCGACGAAGACAUCUUUAACUUAUUCAAAGAGUUCAACACGUUCUUAAUAACUUGCUUUAACCAAAAAGCAGAGAACGUCUUCAUCACACAAGCCCUUGAAUUCUGCUCAGAUGAAGUAUUUAACUUAUUUGGACUUCUUGAAAAGGUCACUACGGCUCUUUUUGAAAUAACUCACGAAGAGAAUGAAACUCAUCUGAAUUGGUGUUUCUCUCAACUGGACUUCGUCAGAAACAAUUUGAGUACCAUCGGAGAGACUCAACUCGAUAUGUCAAAGGUCGUCAGACAAAAUAUUAAAAAUUUGAAAAUGAAAGAGAAACUCGAGAAGGAGAAAGUUAAAGCGCAAAAAGCAGAGAAAGACGUCAAAGCACCAAAAACUCGAAAAAGUAGCAAAAUAGAGAAAUUUGAAAAGGUCGAAAAACAUCGCGAAGAGGAUGAGGAUCAAAAACAUAAAUUCUUCAAUGAAGAAUUCACUCAAUUGGAAAUCCCUCAACAGGUAUUCAGCCAAAAUUCAUUCUCAAAAGGUUCUAAUAAACUCGAGUGUACCAUCAUCGCCGACUAA
Molecule: messenger RNA, 996 nt
Organism: Entamoeba invadens IP1
Lineage: Eukaryota; Evosea; Mastigamoebida; Endamoebidae
Exons: 1
Coding region: 1-996 (331 amino acids)
Source: RefSeq, a predicted model, not a curated record